AUGCUGCAGUUUAUCUCGCCCAGCGACGACGCGACCGAGAUCGAGAGAUUCCGCGCGCGCCACCGCCGUCUACUCCGCACUCAGCAACAUCAGAACUCGUCUGCCAAGGUGGAGGAUCUGGAAGAGGACGACGGACGAAGACGUAAAAUUUCUGCCAAUUGGCGACGCAAGCAGCAAGUUACACACCAAAGCGACAGCCACUGGUGUCAAUCAAUAAGCGUAGGCGAUGGCUUCAAUGCCUUUGACUUUUCGACGUCGCCCGAAGCUUUUCAUGAUGAGCCGGAGACUCCGUUGGAGUCAUGUCCUGUUCUUCAGGAUGAGCAGCGUAUGGCUGACGUGGCGAGACAAGUGACGUCGAUGGGUUUCCACUGCGCCAGUAUGUGGUCGACUACUGGGCAGAGUCAUUGGGGGCCUCCUACGAACUACAUCCCGUGCGCUGACCAACGACGAGCCGCCCUCUAUCAGCAGCCGCAGUACUAUGGGUGA
Phytophthora nicotianae INRA-310 is the source of this 486-nucleotide messenger RNA. RefSeq lists its product as hypothetical. The coding region runs from base 1 to 486 and encodes 161 amino acids. The transcript has a single exon. NCBI's taxonomy places the organism in Eukaryota, Oomycota, Peronosporomycetes, Peronosporales, Peronosporaceae. The record is from RefSeq and is a predicted model, not a curated record.